AUUAAUGCAAACCCACAAAUGCAGGCUGGACCACAAGGAGGAAAUGGUGCACAGCGCCCCAGACCACCGCCACGUGGACGAAACCGCAGACAAACAGUUCACAGCUUUCAAAAACGCCAGGCGGAUGGAGAUCAGACUUGUAGGCAAGUUGCAAAUCAAAACUGGAUGCAGGAUACGUGCUAUGUUAGGUGUGAGAAUGCAAACCGGGAUCUAGAUAACUGUCCUUCACGGUCCGAGACAACAACGACAGUAACCCCGAGACCAACUGCGGCAGUAACCAGUCAGCAGACGACAGACAUCAGCAAAGAAACAAGCAUCACAACUUCUUCUCCGACAGUAGUGUACGCCCUGACAACACAGGAAAUACGAACACUACAAGAAAGCGACCUGACAGUGAUUUUAAACGAAAAUAAUAAAACGAUUACUUUACGCCACAGCGGAGUUCCAGAUCAUGAAUUUGAAGGGGGUUGGGGCCAAAAUCCUAAUACACCAGAAGAACAGUAUUACAGUUUUAACAUACCAAUGUUGGCAACGGUUGCAGAAGAAAAAGGAUGUGUUAGACUCGGUUCUAUCGGUAUGUCACUUAGCGGUGCUCCUUUCUUCAAUCCGUACACAAAUACUGGAUAUAACGCUGUCCAGGGAGACUGCAGAGAGACCUUUGAUGAUUGCUCGGGACAUCCGGCGGGUAACGGGGCUUAUCAUUACCACAAAUUGCCAGCAUGUCUAUACAAAGGUACAAAUCUUAGAGACAAACUGCUCGGUGUCGCACUCGAUGGUUAUCCUAUCUACGGCCCGAUGGAUAUGUCAGGGAAAAACUGGACUUCUAGAGAGCUGGACAAAUGUCACGGACACGUAGAUCCAUAUGACAACAGGUACAAGUAUAGAAUAACAAUGGACUUUCCUUACAUUCUCGGUUGCUACCAUGGAGAAGUAAUUCCCCGAGGCCCGGGUAGGGGUCGACGCGAUAUCGACAAUGACCUUAAGGUGUACCGUUACAAACGUCAACUACCUUCUGCCCAACAAUGUAACCUGGAAGAGCAAAUACACUGGAACAGGGAAACAUGCUACGCAUUUUGCGAGACGCCAUCGAAAAGCUUGGACAAUUGUGAGCCGGCGUCGGAAGUCAGAUCUGAUACGACGACAGAGAGGGAUGUCAACACGCUGAAGACCACUACAGAGUCUGAUAUCAGUGGCUCCUCUGUUCACAUUGGCUCCUUCAGUGCAAUACUUACUACAAUAUUUAUUUGUCGAUCUAUAUAUCGUAGAAUAUCAUGAAAUCUGUAAAAUCAAGGAGCCUUUAAUAAUCAACAGAACUUUAUUUUCAGCAAAGAAAUAUCGACAUAAUUACACUGCCUGUAAACAUAUUUUGUUAAACAGAUGUCGCAUAUUGUAAUUAAAGAUCCAUAAGGCUUUACAUUUCAUGUUAACCCUUACCAUGCUAAAUUUCUAUAAUGGACUGGUCCAUCUUCCAAUAUGGGCAGUACCAUUUAUCAU
Messenger RNA from Mercenaria mercenaria, 1494 nucleotides. RefSeq lists its product as uncharacterized. Bases 19 to 1275 code for a protein of 418 amino acids. The record is from RefSeq and is a predicted model, not a curated record. NCBI's taxonomy places the organism in Eukaryota, Metazoa, Mollusca, Bivalvia, Venerida, Veneridae. The transcript has 2 exons.